This is a messenger RNA of Huiozyma naganishii CBS 8797, 711 nucleotides long. RefSeq names its product Rrg7p (gene RRG7). Bases 1 to 711 code for a protein of 236 amino acids. Gene Ontology annotation, cellular component: mitochondrion. The transcript has a single exon. NCBI's taxonomy places the organism in Eukaryota, Fungi, Ascomycota, Saccharomycetes, Saccharomycetales, Saccharomycetaceae. The record is from RefSeq and is a predicted model, not a curated record.
AUGAAGUUUAUUUGGUGCGUUAAACGGCACAUUCACAAUGAUACCAUUCGCUCGUUUAUUGAGUUGAAUAAGCUGAUUGCUCACUCGACUCUUUUCCAAGGAAACCUGUACGAACAUGUUGUUAUGAGGGAAGUUCAAAACAAACUGCUCAUCGACAAUAUCGAAAAAAUAGGAGGCGCACAUGAUGGCGGUGUUGAUUUACAGGGUUUGUGGUCAGUACACGAGAUAUAUUCAAGAGUCAACAAGGUAAUACCGCUUAGUGACCGUAAAACCCCAAGGAAAGAGAAGCUCCAUGGAACUUCCAUCACACCCCUGGCUCUGAAAUUGGCAGAGAAGGGCAGCGAAUCCAAACCGUUGAACGUUCUCAUACAAUGUAAGGCGUUCAGCACCUCUAAAGUUGCAUUGAAAGAGCUGCGUGAACUGGUCGGUACUUUUUUCUCUAAAGUUUCCAGUAAGAAUCGCCGCUCCAGUGUGAUCAUGAUGUGUUCGACGCAGUUGCUGACGAAGCACGCAAUAGACCUGAUUAACGGGCUGCCCAUUCCGUUGAUGUAUUUGAGGAUAGAACAACUCAAACAAAUGGAGAAUGGACAAUACGACGUAGAUAACUCUGGUAAACUGGUAAGCUACUACGAAAACGUAUAUGCUCGCAAACUUCUCCAAAACUGUGGUAUAGAUGAGUGGUUGAAGUUGGAAAUGUAUCAUGAUAAGUAG